This is a messenger RNA of Zea mays, 3781 nucleotides long. RefSeq names its product probable LRR receptor-like serine/threonine-protein kinase At4g37250. The transcript is spliced from 2 exons. Gene Ontology annotation, molecular function: protein kinase activity; protein binding; ATP binding. Gene Ontology annotation, biological process: protein phosphorylation. The record is from RefSeq and is a predicted model, not a curated record. NCBI's taxonomy places the organism in Eukaryota, Viridiplantae, Streptophyta, Magnoliopsida, Poales, Poaceae. Bases 937 to 3543 code for a protein of 868 amino acids.
CGUUAUACUUGGUUCUUCAACCAAACAGUAACUAACUGGAAAAAAAAAGCCGUCGACGUGUACAUCCGUCGCUUUCAUUUUUCCUGCAUCAGCACCCACACCGCACAUAAUUAAGGACAAAGACCACGUAAUAUCCCCCCGAAACAAAUCCGCCCGUCCCCAACCGCGACCCAACUCAAAAGCAUCGCGCGGCUGGCGAUCGAUGGAGACCCGACCGGACGUUCGGAUGGGCCUGGGCACGCACGUCAGGUCGACGCUUUCCGAUGCCAUUGCCAUGAACCACGCCACCACACGACGGGCCCGAGCACAGCUGUUGUUCCUACUGCAUCUGCAUCCAUGGAGGCCGACGGAGCAGUCUGCCAGUCUCUUCUCCAUCGGUAGUCGGUAAGGAAGAUGGAGCGAGGUCAGAGGCGACAACGACGUGUGUACUGCAUGCCGGCUGCCGUUCGGGUCCCACAAUCUCGAAAAUUUAUAGCGGCCGGGGCGUGGAAUCUGAGCCCCGCGGCCGGCCAGGGCACCUCAAAACUGGGGAGGAUUCACGGCCGUUCCGGGCACCUGUCUACUCUGUGUGACUGUGUCUGUCCUGUCGUCGCGGGCCGCAGCCUCGGCUUCCCAGUUCCCACACCCCACGCGGCCACCCACCCCACCCGCACCCGGCGCCUCGCUUCUUUAUUCCGCUCCGCUCAGCCCGCCCGCCAGAGCAUCACAUGCCAUUGCCAACCUCUCACUGCUCGUACCGCCUCUCCACUCCACCUGCUGCCCCUGCGCCCUGACCGCGAGGGGAGGGCGCUGAGCUACCAAGGAAGCCAACCGGCGCGGACCGGGUCGGUCAACGCUUGCUGUGCACCCGACCGAGGAAGCUAGGAGGAUCGAGCACGGACAUGUUGGCCUCGGCGUCGGUGCCGGCCGUCUAGGAAAAGCUCGCCCGCAGAGGUAAUGGAUGGGCGGAGGAGGGGCGGCGGAGCUAUGGCGUGGCUGCUGCUGCUUCUCGCCUCGCUGUGCACCGGCGCGUGCGGGCUCAAUGCGGACGGGGUGCUGCUCAUGUCCUUCAAGAACACGGUCACCGCGGACCCGCUGGGCGCGCUGGCCGGCUGGAGCUACAGCGACGCCGCGCCGUGCGCCUGGAACGGCGUCAUCUGCAACGGCUUCCCGCAGGACGACACCGCGCCGGCGGCGGCGAACGUGACCUCGGCCUCCGCCGACGGCAACGGCACCGCGACGGUCGCGCGCAACGCCACCGGAGCAACCGCGGCGGCCGGCCUCGGCGCGUCGCUGGCGGCGGCCACGGUGUCGCGGGUCAUCAGCCUCGUCCUACCCAACGCGCAGCUCUCGGGGACGCUGCCGCCCGACCUCGGCCGCGUCGAGCACCUGCGCCACCUCGACCUCUCCGGGAACGGCCUCAGCGGCAGCCUGCCGCCUACGCUGCUCAACGCCACCGAGCUCCGCGUCCUCUCGCUCGCCGGGAACGCGCUGUCAGGCGAGCUCCCGGACGCGGCGGCGGCCUAUGCGCGCGGCCUGCAGCAGCUCAACCUCUCGGGCAACGCGCUCGCGGGCCGCCUCCCCGCCGCGCUGUGCAGGCUGCCGAGCCUCCUUGCGCUGGGGCUCGCCAGCAACCACCUCGCCGGUGAGCUCCCCGUCGGAGGCCUCGGGACGUUGGAGCUUGUUGACCUGAGCGACAACGACUUCAACGGCUCGCUCCCGUCGGACUUCGGUGGGACCGCACUCCGCCUCCUCAACGUUUCGUCCAACAAGCUCGCCGGCGCUGUGCCGACCGAGCUGGCCGCCGUCGUCCCCGCGAACGCGACGGUGGACCUGUCGCGGAACAACUUCACCGGCGCGAUCCCACAGGCCGGCCCGUUUGCCGCGCAGCCGGCGGCGGCGUACGAGGGCAACCCGAACCUGUGCGGGCCGCCGCUGAAGCAGGCGUGCUCGAUCCCGUCGUCGCUGUCGAAGCCUCCCAACGCCACCGACUCGCCGCCGGCGUUCGCGGCCAUCCCCAAGAACCCCGCUCGCGCCCCGCCGCAAGCCCAGGGGCAGCCGCCGAGCGAGCAGGAUAAGCUUCGUCCCGCGUCCAUUGUGGCCAUCGUCGUCGGGGACAUCGCCGGCGUCGGCCUCCUCUUCAUGCUGUUCAUGUACGCGUACCACGUCAGGAAGAAGAGGCGGCAGCGUCGGGAGCAGGACCCGACGCCGCCGCUGCACCUGCAGCAGAAGAGCGCGCGAGGUUUCGACGGCGGCGUAGUCAAGACGCUCGACAUCGCCGGAGGCAAAGAAGAGAAGGCGUCCACGUCGACGGGGUGCUGCAUUGGCCGUAGGAACGACAGCUCGGACAGCUCCGAGUACUCCGCGUCGUCGGACGGCGAGUCCUCCGACGAGGAGGGCCUCAAGAAGAGGGGAAGCUUCAUCGGCCGGAGCACCCCGCAGGAGCACGGCAGCAAGAAGCACAACCUGCCCCAGCAGCAGCAGCAGGCGCCCCCCGCGCCUGCGACGCUGGUGACGGUCGACGGCGACGGCGAGCUCGAGAUGGAGACGCUGCUCAAGGCGUCGGCCUACAUCCUCGGCGCCACGGGUUCCAGCAUCGUGUACAAGGCCGUGCUCGGCGACGGCACCGCGCUGGCCGUCCGGCGCAUCGGCGAGAGCGGCGGCGCCGAAAAGCUCAAGGACUUCGAGGCGCAGGUGCGCGCCGUCGCCCGGUUCCGCCAUCCCAACAUCCUCCGGCUGCGCGGCUUUUACUGGGGCGCCGACGAGAAGCUCCUCAUCCACGACUACGCCCCCAACGGCAGCCUUGCCAACAUCGCAUUCAGCAGGCGCUUCGGGUCGUCGUCGCCGCUGCACCUGAGCCUGGAGGCGCGGCUGCGGAUCGCGCGCGGCGUGGCGCGAGGGCUGGCGUACAUCCACGAGAAGAAGGGCGUGCACGGGAACCUGAAGCCGAGCAACAUCCUUCUGGGCGGCGACAUGGAGCCAUGGAUCGGGGACCUGGGCCUGGACCGGCUGGCGUCGGGCGAGGCGGCGCCGCACUACCGCGCGGGCGCGUCGGCGCGGCUGUUCGGGAGCAAGCGGUCGAUGCACUCGACGAGCAGCCUGCCGGACCUGUCACAGAUGCCCGGGCCGGGCGCGAGCCCGUGCGGGUCGGCGUCCGCGGCGGCCGCGGCCGCCAGCGCCGCCCCGGCGCCGUACCAGGCGCCCGAGUGCCUGAAGAACCUGCGGCCCACGGCCAAGUGGGACGUGUACGCCUUCGGCAUGGUGCUCCUGGAGCUGCUCUCCGGGCGGGUCUACUCGGAGGUGGAGCUGUGCCAGUGGCACGCGGGGCUGGUGGCCGCCGAGGAGCACGGCCGCGUGCUCCGGAUGGCCGACCCCACGCUCCGCGGCGAGGCCGACGGCCGGGAGGACGCGCUGCUGGCGUGCUUCAGGCUCGCCUUCGCGUGCUGCGCCAUGGCGCCCGGCAAGCGGCCCUCCAUGAGGGACGCCGCCAUGGUGCUCGAGCGAACGGCGGCGGCGGCGGCGCCCGGCGCCGCCGCGAGCAGCAGCGGCGCCGCUGUGCCCUGAGGGGGAAAAAACAACUGACCUUGUAGCGCUUGGAGCCGUUACUGAUCGCAAUAAUCUUACUGCAAGUGCACGGACGGUGGUGGCGGCGUCGGCGUUGAUCGCCGGUGGCGAGCUUGUGUGGUAGGGCGUGUACGUAGAUCUGUUACUGAUUUUGGAGGUGCUGCGAGAAUUAAUUAACCUACUAAUCAUCUGUGUUUGUGAUUGUGGAUUUGAAAGCGAUGCAUAUUCCUUUUUUUUC